AUGGGGGUGGGGCCUCGGGGAUGCACUGUCACAAACAGCUUUCGGUUCUGCCUCAGCCGUCCACCCCGAGGUCGCGGGGAGAAGCUGGCCGUCUGCGACCCGGAAGGAGACGCACGCCAGAGACCGACUCAUCCGGUUCCUGCAUCUCGGCCUCCGGAAGGAGACGCACGCCAGAGACCGACUCAUCCGGUCCUGCAUCUCGGCCUCCCAGGGUCUAGGACUCUGAGAAAUAAGUGUGUGCGGCUGAAGCCGCACUCUGCGGCGUUUCUGCUGGCAGAAGCCUGGACUGGGACAGCUGCUGCAUCCGUGGUCAUGAUCUGUGGUGACGACAGAGAAGGCGGCCCUCAGAUGCUGCACCCUGGGGCCCGGGGAGCUUCCCUGCCUGUUUGA
Messenger RNA from Rangifer tarandus platyrhynchus (Svalbard reindeer), 390 nucleotides. NCBI's taxonomy places the organism in Eukaryota, Metazoa, Chordata, Mammalia, Artiodactyla, Cervidae. The record is from the annotation of a GenBank genome assembly.